Molecule: messenger RNA, 5008 nt
Organism: Pezoporus flaviventris
Lineage: Eukaryota; Metazoa; Chordata; Aves; Psittaciformes; Psittacidae
Gene: ENPEP
Product: glutamyl aminopeptidase
Exons: 20
Coding region: 269-3097 (942 amino acids)
Biological process (GO): peptide catabolic process; proteolysis
Cellular component (GO): cytoplasm
Molecular function (GO): peptide binding; metalloaminopeptidase activity; zinc ion binding
Source: RefSeq, a predicted model, not a curated record
GAACAAUGUUCUUCUGUGUCAGUUCCCUCCAUCUCCCAGCCCAGCUGCACUCCUUUUGAUCAUUCACAUUUCCUCCAAAUGCAUGUUGUCAUUAAUUAAUCGAGUGUCUCAUGGAAAGCGAGGUGGGGGAGAUGGGCAGACAACAGCUAUAGCUACACCAUUAAAAUACAAACCAAGUCUGCUGAGUUUACUGAAUGCGAGUGCUGAAGUGACUAAUAAGCUUUUUUACAGUUAAUGUUUUCCUCUGAGGACAGACCCAGGACCAGAGAUGGAGGGCAUGCAUUUUGAGGAUGAGAAGACCAAGAGGUACUGCAUGAAGACAAAGCAUGUGGCUAUCAUCUGUGGCGUCGUGGUCAUUGUAGGUCUUGCCGUGGGGCUUGGCGUGGGAUUGAGCAGACCUAAAUCUCAACAACAUUCAGGGGAAACAGAUCAGCCAACAAACCCUCCUCCCUCAGCGGACUUGAGUCCCUGUCCUUCUAGAAAUGAUGAGACUGGUGACUGGACCAAUUUUAGACUGCCCACUUAUGUCAAGCCUAUCCACUAUGAUCUGGAAAUGAAGCCUGAAAUGGAGACAGACACUUACACUGGGACAGUCAGUAUUUCCAUUGCUUUGGAAAAAUCUACCAGCUACCUGUGGCUCCACCUGCGAGAGACCAAGAUUACAGAAAUGCCAACACUCCAGAAAUCUUCAGGACAGCAAAUUGCUGUGAAUGACUGCUUUGGUUACGAGCCACAAGAAUACAUAGUGAUGAAGGCAGAAACAGAGCUCUCUGUCACUGAUGAAAGUGAUCCCUAUAUACUCACCCUGAAGUUUCAAGGCUGGCUGAAUGGUUCCCUGGUUGGGUUUUAUAGGACCACCUACACUGAGAACGGACUUAUCAAGAGCAUUGCAGCUACAGAUCAUGAACCAACAGAUGCACGGAAAUCUUUUCCUUGCUUUGAUGAGCCCAACAAAAAGGCGACUUACAACAUAUCUAUCAUCCAUCAAGACACAUACCAAGCACUAUCAAACAUGCCAGUACAGCAAACUGUACAGCUGGGCAAUAACUGGAAUCGGACAACUUUUGAAAAAUCAGUUCCCAUGAGCACAUACUUGGUAUGCUUUGCGGUGCAUCAGUUUCAGUGGAUAGAAAAAACAUCUGCUAGUGGAAAACCUCUGAGAGUUUAUGCCCAGCCACUGCAAAUACACACAGCAGAAUAUGCAGCAAAUGUAACAAAAACUGUAUUCGACUUCUUUGAAGAGUACUUUAAUGUGAGCUAUUCUCUUCCAAAACUAGAUAAAAUAGCUAUUCCAGAUUUCGGGACAGGUGCUAUGGAGAACUGGGGGCUGAUCACAUACAGAGAAACAAACCUGCUGUAUGAUCCCAAUGAGUCAGCCACUUCCAACAAACAGAGAGUAGCUGCUGUGAUAGCCCAUGAGCUUGUUCAUCAGUGGUUUGGAAAUAUUGUGACCAUGGAUUGGUGGGAUGACUUGUGGUUAAACGAAGGAUUUGCCAGUUAUUUCGAGUUCCUGGGAGUAAAUGCCGCAGAACCAGAUUGGCAAAUGCUUGAACAGGUUUUAAUUGAUGAUGUGCUUCCUGUAAUGAUGGAUGACUCUUUGCAGUCUUCCCAUCCAAUUGUGGUGGAUGUGUCAUCUACAGCUGAAAUCACGUCUGUGUUUGAUGGGAUAUCCUACAGUAAGGGUGCAUCAAUCCUCAGAAUGCUUCAAGACUUAAUGACACCAGACCUCUUCCAGAAAGGCUGUCAGAUAUAUUUGAAAAAACACCAUUUCCAGAAUGCCAAGACAGAUCAAUUUUGGGAAGCUCUGGAAGAGGCAAGUGACAUACCUGUGAAAGAAGUCAUGGACACAUGGACUAGGCAGAUGGGCUACCCUGUUUUGGAGAUGGGAACUAAUUCAGUAUUCACACAAAAACGUUUUCUCUUGGAUCCCAAUGCAGAUGCUUCUUACCCUCCUUCUGAUCUUGGUUACAAAUGGAAUAUACCAGUGAAAUGGAGACUUGGAAGUUCAACAAACUAUACUUUCUACAACCUAUCAGAUUCUGCAGGAAUUGCAAUACCAUCACCUCCCAAUUCUUUUGUGAAUAUUAAUCCAGACCACAUUGGAUUCUAUCGGGUGAAUUAUAAUAGUCAUAACUGGGCCAGUUUAAGCACUCUUCUGGCCAGCAACCACAAAAACUUUUCAGCUGCUGACCGUGCAGGGAUUUUGGAUGAUGUCUUUUCUUUGGCAAGAUCUGGACUAGUGAAUUACUCUGUUCCUCUGGAGCUCACAAAAUACCUAAUAAAUGAAACAGACUAUUUACCAUGGCAUAGACUUAUAUCAUCUGUAACUUAUCUCACAAACAUGCUUGGAGACGACACAAAUCUCUACCCCCGGUUUCAGGAAUAUUUCCGCCACCUGGUAAAACCUGUUGUGGAUCAACUGCACUGGAAUGAUGUUGGAGGUCAUUUGGAGAGGCUCCUUCGUACGUCUGUUCUAGACUUUGCCUGCAGUAUGGGUGACACAGAAUCUUUGAACAAUGCUUCUCAACUAUUUGAUCAAUGGCUACAAGGACAAAUUAUUCCUGCAAAUCUCCGACUCCUAGUAUACCGGUAUGGGAUGCAGAACUCAGGCAAUGAGACAUCGUGGAAUUACAUGUUUGAGAAAUACCAAGAAACUACAUUAGCUCAAGAAAAAGAAAAGCUGCUCUAUGGCCUGGCAUCAGUAAAGAACAUCACCCUUUUGGACAGGUAUCUGAAAUAUAUUUACAACACCAGCCUCAUCAAAAGCCAAGAUGCAUUCACAGUCCUGAGAUACAUCUCAUAUAACACCUACGGGAAAACAAUGACCUGGGACUGGAUACGACUUAACUGGGAGUACUUAGUCGACAGAUUCACUAUCAAUGACAGAUACCUUGGUCGAAUAGUGACUAUCACCCAAACUUUCCACACUGAGCUCCAGCUUUGGCAGAUGGAAAAUUUCUUUGAGAAAUAUCCUAAUGCUGGGGCAGGAGAAUCACCCAGGAGUCAGUCAAUUGAACAGGUGAAGAACAACAUUGAAUGGCUAAAAGUAAACAAGGAGGAAAUACAAAUGUGGCUAGAAGAACAGCUAGGCCCUUAAAGUUUUACUCUGUUAAAAAUACCAGGCACUCAUUCUGGGCACUCAGAUCAUCAGAGAUAUUUAGCAAUGUGGGUUUCUCACUUAGGUACCUUAGAGGACCAAGGCGUAAUAUUUUUUCUACAAACACUUGGGAGACCACUGCCAGAGCAACAUUUCUGAAGUUGGUGAGCAGGAAUAGCUUUAUAUUCUGAGAGGUGAAUUUGCCUGAACAAACAAGACAAACAUUUAAAGUUACUCAAGGCAGAAGUGAUGGCAGAACUGGAGUACUCACUGAUCAAGCUGGUCUCACUCCUUCCUCACACCACUCUGAAAGCUACUUCUUGGUUGACACAGAACCAACAUAGUAAACUCAGGGAUUCCUUUCCACAUGAACCUCACAGGAGAUUUCUCCUGAAGGAAAGGGUAUUAAGCAGUAAUUUUAACAUUAUCUGAAAAUCAUCUCCUAUAUUCAUAGCUGUUAAAAAAUCUCCAUUUGGGAUUUAGCUUUGCAUUCUGAUACUACAGAAAGGCCAUUUAAGCUUCCCUCUCCAUUGAUUUUUGAAGUUUAACUGCUAGUGCAUAAGGGAUCAAUAUUAUCAGCUUCUUUUUCAAUAUUACUAGUUGGGAUUCUGUAGCUUGGAGGAGGGGUUGUCUUGGUUAUUUUUGUCUUAUUUCUAAAUCUUCUGAAAAGAAGAGCUUGUGGCAGCCGUUACUGCAAACAAGACAUAUGGUACUUACUGUCUCUUAUGUAAAAAAUAAAAUUUAAAACUCUACCUGGAAAUCUCAGUCUGUUUCUAAUAAAGUGCUAAAUCUGCCUGGCAUAUAGAAAAGCAGCUGUUGCAUAGCCCAGAUGUGCUGUACAUACACCUUCAGUGGCUUUUGAGAGGGAAUCUAUUAUCUCCUCUGAGAAAACACUAAAAGAAAUGUCAAAUUCAAGUAGAGGGGCAGAUGAGUCCCACUGCUGCAAUUCAGCCUACUACAGAAGUAUAGGCAGCAAAUAAACAACUCUUGGUCCCAAGUCCUUCUGCCACUAUGAUGCUGGAGAAGGCAAUGGGGCCACUGCCUGCCCUCCCAGGCUGAGAGAUGGGAUGUCUUGAAGCUACCAGGUUUCCAUGCACUGUGUCCUGACACUGUACAAGAAGCAAACAUGAGCAUCAGCCCCAUCAUCCUUACCUUCUCCCAGGUCUUGUAGGGGAAAAGGCGCAGCAGAAGGGAGCCAGUCCUGCUCCAGAUGCCCUGGGAGCAGGACCACCGAGCAUCUCACAGCAGGUAGCCCUGGGAGAGAUUAGGCACAGCUGUUGGGAAAUUCUGCAGCUAGAUGAGAGGACAGAAGCAUGGAAAAGCACUUUCCUUCUUUCUGCAAUGCUAUUCAAAGAGAAAGCUAGAGACAUUGAGGAGAUGGCUCUAAUGUACAGAAUUCCCAGGGUACAGGCUCUGCCUGCCUCUGGACCUUGAUACAGCACAGAGAAGCUUAUAAAGUUCCAGAUGGAAACACUUUACCCUGUUCUCCCAAGAGAUUCAGGGCUGGAACUGUUUUGGACCUCUCCCUAGACACCCAAACAGCUGCAACAAGCCCAGACAAAUCUGGUGACCAAGUCAGAUGUUCUGUUUUGGGCUAUAUUUUGUAUUUCUGCUGGAAACAGUUUUGAUAAUUCAGGGAUGUUUUCCUUACAGUGAGCAGGCUGGGGAUGCACAAAAAGUUGGGAGGGGACACAUUUGGUACAGCUGACCCCAACUGACCCAAGAGAUAUUCCAUACCAUACAACAUCAUAAAAGCUGAGGGGAAAAGAAGGAAGAGGGGGGUGUCAUUUGGAAUUACAGGGUUUUGUCUUCCCAUAUAACCAUUACAUGUGAUGUAGCCCUGCUUUCCUGGAGAUGACUGAACACCUGCCUGCCAAUGGGAAGUGGGAAUAAAUUCCUUGUUUUGUUUUG